GAGCUCCGACGAUUAUGUCGAGAACAGAGAUGCAAGGGUUGACCACUAUGGUCAUAAGUGGAGCCUAUCGGCUCUCAAUAGGCAUUGCUCUUGCAGUGGCCUUAACGUGUCUGAGGUCUGGGGCUCUAUCAUUGAUAUCAUAUUGAAGACUAUUGUGGCAUCGGGAAGGUUCGGGCAGAUUGGUCAGAGUGGCGUGGGCAGGCGGGCGGCCCCGUCUUGUUUUGAGCUCUUUGGUUUCGACAUUUUGUUGGACUCCAAGCUUAAGCCAUGGCUUAUCGAAGUAAAUCUGAGCCCCAGUCUCGUGGCUGACACACCUCUUGAUCGGAAGAUCAAAGCCCACCUCAUCUCCGAUAUCCUCAACUUGGUCGGUGUACCGUCAUCGAAGUCUCGAGGGAAUAGUCUCCAGGGAUACUAUGUUAACACAUUUACAUCGACAACGAGCCGUCUACUCAAAACGCCGCCUUUCGAUAUGG
Perkinsus marinus ATCC 50983 is the source of this 473-nucleotide messenger RNA. RefSeq lists its product as hypothetical. Gene Ontology annotation, molecular function: tubulin binding; tubulin-glutamic acid ligase activity. The annotation marks the transcript as partial. The record is from RefSeq and is a predicted model, not a curated record. The transcript is spliced from 4 exons. Lineage: Eukaryota; Perkinsozoa; Perkinsida; Perkinsidae. Gene Ontology annotation, biological process: microtubule cytoskeleton organization; protein polyglutamylation. Gene Ontology annotation, cellular component: cilium.